AUGGCGUCUCUUGAGGAACUGGACGAUCUCGAGCGCCGCGAUCGUGACGACAAGGACAAGAAGGAUGGCAAAGACGACAAGGGUGACGGAAAUGAUAAGCCUUCUGGCGAUGGCGAUGCUGAGAUGAAGGAUGCCGAGGAGGAAAACGUCAUUGACGACGAGAUCCUGUCGCUCAACACCCAGGACAUCCUGAACCGCAGGCGACUCCUCGAAAACGAUGCUAGAAUCAUGAAGUCCGAGUUCCAGCGAUUACAACAUGAGAAAGCCACCAUGAACGAGAAGAUCAAGGAGAACCGGGAGAAGAUCCAGAACAACCGACAGCUCCCGUACCUGGUCGGCAACGUGGUCGAGCUGCUCGAUCUGGAUCCUACGGCAGAGUCAUCGGAGGAGGGUGCAAACAUCGAUCUCGAUGCCACGAGGGUAGGGAAAUCGGCUGUCAUCAAGACUUCAACGAGACAGACAAUCUUCCUGCCACUGAUCGGGCUGGUAGACCCCGAGGAUCUGAAGCCCGGCGACCUCAUCGGCGUGAACAAGGACUCCUACCUCAUCCUCGACACCCUGCCUGCCGAAUACGACUCCCGGGUCAAGGCCAUGGAGGUCGAUGAGAAACCAACAGAGAAGUACAGCGAUGUUGGCGGCUUAGACAAGCAAAUAGAGGAGCUCGUGGAAGCCAUUGUGUGGCCCAUGAAGGAAGCAGAGCGAUUCAAGAAGAUUGGAAUCAAGGCACCGAAAGCACAGACAGAUGCGACAUUCCUCAAGCUUGCUGGUCCGCAGCUGGUCCAGAUGUUCAUUGGCGACGGUGCCAAGCUCGUCCGAGACUGCUUCGCACUGGCCAAGGAGAAGGCCCCGUCCAUAAUUUUCAUCGACGAGCUUGACGCCGUCGGCACGAAACGAUUCGACUCGGAAAAGUCGGGCGACCGAGAAGUGCAGCGGACCAUGCUUGAGCUCCUCAACCAGCUCGAUGGCUUUGCCUCGGAUGACCGCAUCAAGGUCCUGGCGGCAACGAACCGCGUGGACGUCCUCGACCCCGCGCUGCUGCGUUCUGGUCGCCUGGAUCGCAAGAUCGAGUUCCCGCUGCCCAACGAGGAAGCCCGUGCCCAGAUCCUCAAGAUCCACAGCCGCAAGAUGACGGUCGACAGUGCCGUCAACUGGGGCGAGCUGGCGCGCAGCACGGACGAGUUCGGCGGUGCCAUGCUGAAGGCUGUGUGCGUUGAGGCUGGCAUGAUCGCGCUGAGGAUGGGCAAGAACAAGAUUAGCCACGAGCACUACGUCGACGCCAUCGCCGAGGUCCAAUCCAAGAAGAAGGAGACCGUCAAUUUCUAUGCCUAG
This is a messenger RNA of Diaporthe citri, 1329 nucleotides long. RefSeq lists its product as uncharacterized. Bases 1 to 1329 code for a protein of 442 amino acids. Gene Ontology annotation, molecular function: proteasome-activating activity; ATP binding; ATP hydrolysis activity. The transcript is spliced from 3 exons. Gene Ontology annotation, cellular component: proteasome regulatory particle, base subcomplex. The record is from RefSeq and is a predicted model, not a curated record. Lineage: Eukaryota; Fungi; Ascomycota; Sordariomycetes; Diaporthales; Diaporthaceae. Gene Ontology annotation, biological process: proteasome-mediated ubiquitin-dependent protein catabolic process.